AUGAAAUUGAAAUACUGCUAUUAUGCAGGCUACAUAAUCUCAAAUGUGUUAUGCAUCAAAGUGAAAAAUAACAUUAAUCACAUUUCUUUUGUGAAUCAUGCUGAUAACCACUUAGUUGUGACAAGGGGAUGGGAGAAGAAAAGGAAAUGUAUCUCACAGGGGUCAUAUGAAAAUAAUAAAAAAAAAAAAAGCAAAGCAACAAUUUUAACUAAUGCUUGCAGAAAAACACUAAACCAAUUAUACAACAAGAUGCAGGAUGGGGAAGCAGAGAAGCAGGAGGAGCAAGAUAGAAAGGAUGAUAUUAACACAAGUGAAGAUAUUUUGAAAAAAAAGAGAAAAGAGAAAGAAGUAGAACAAAGUAUUGUUCCUCUAAAUAUGGAUUGGGUAAAAGUAAUGAAUUUAAUAUAUUCUACCAAAGAUGUUGAUCCAACAACCCUAUCGUUUAAUGCUGCUAUAUCAGCAGUAGAAAAAAAAGGAUGUUUAAUAAGUAUGCUAGAAUUAUUUGAAAUUAUGAAAAAAAAAAACAUAAAACCAGAUGUCGUAUCAUAUAAACUAAUUCUAAGUUUGUGUGACAAGUACCAUCUAAGCGAACAUGCCGAAGUUCUAUUUGACGAAAUGGUCGAGACAGAUAAAUUGACUCCGACAUAUGAAAUAUAUUCCCUUAUGAUAAGCUGUUUUGCAAAAGUUGGGAAUGGAUAUAAGGCCAUCGAGUUUUUAGAGAAGUUGAGAAAUGAUCCCUUCGUUGUCGAAAUGAAAAGUAUGGACACAGUUAAUGAUGAUUGUAAUGAUUAUGACAAACAAGGAACCCCCCAUAGGCAGGGCAAAAAGAACAAAUGGGAGGAUGAUUUUUUAGAAAAUGACGUGGCAAAAAAGGUAGCAGCAGGAGGGGAAGCAGCAGGAGGGGAAGCGGCAGAUAAGGAAGCGGCAGAAAAUUCAAAUGAGGAAAAAACCAAGUACAGCAACCAAUUUAAAGAAAUAACAGAGAAAAUAAAAAAUGUUGAAAAAGGUAGUAGCAAAAUACAGUACGGCGAAUAUGCUAAUGUUAUUUUUGCUUGUAAUAUGUCAAAUUUACCUGAACAUGGAAUAAAAUAUUUUGAAGAAUUAUUAAAUACUGGAAAGUACAUGCCAUCUACUUUCGUUCUAGAAAAUAUAUUUGAUUUGUUAGGGAAAAAUGGAAAUUAUGAAAAAUGUCUUGAAUAUUAUAGCAAACUGAAGGACGACCCAAAUUUUAAAAAAUAUAUCAAUGUGAAUAUUUUAAAUAAUAUUUUAAAGGCUCUAAGUAUAUAUAAUAAAAUUAACAUCAUCGAAGAUAUAUGGAAAAAUGAAUUUGAUGAAUUGUCCUUAACUCCAAAUGUUAUCUCCUAUCAGUACAUGUUAAAAGUCUACAGUAUUGUCGAUGAUUAUGAAAAUGCAUUCAAAUUAUUUAAAGAGAUGCAAAUGAAAAAGUUAUUAAACAAAAAAAAUAUCUUCCCAUUUUUAUAUACCAUUAAUGCUUUCAAAAAUUGUGGAAUAUAUAACUAUGCCAUUUAUGUCUUGAGAAUAGCAAAAAUUUUGGCCAUCUCAUCAGACGAUUUACUAAUGCUCUAUAAUAACACUAUGAUAACAUGCAUAAAUUCAAAAAAAUAUGAUGUUAUAAUUUCACUUUAUGCUGAACUUAUAACCAUGCAAGAAAAGGCUUCUUCGUCUCUCGAAAUUAGCAUCAACACUCUCGGUUUUGUCCUCCUAGCUUUUAAAGAAUUGAAAAUGCACGAAGACUUUACAAAUUUGAAGAAUUUAAUAAUUCAAAAAAAUUACAAGCUAACUCCCCUCUGUUCCAAAUUGGUUAGUGACACACUCGAAUAA
Messenger RNA from Plasmodium gonderi, 1842 nucleotides. RefSeq lists its product as hypothetical. The transcript has a single exon. The coding region runs from base 1 to 1842 and encodes 613 amino acids. The record is from RefSeq and is a predicted model, not a curated record. Lineage: Eukaryota; Apicomplexa; Aconoidasida; Haemosporida; Plasmodiidae. Gene Ontology annotation, molecular function: protein binding.